Letharia columbiana is the source of this 1677-nucleotide messenger RNA. RefSeq lists its product as uncharacterized. Gene Ontology annotation, cellular component: nucleoplasm; nucleus; cytoplasm. The transcript has 3 exons. The record is from RefSeq and is a predicted model, not a curated record. Gene Ontology annotation, molecular function: nuclear import signal receptor activity; protein binding. Gene Ontology annotation, biological process: NLS-bearing protein import into nucleus. Lineage: Eukaryota; Fungi; Ascomycota; Lecanoromycetes; Lecanorales; Parmeliaceae. The coding region runs from base 1 to 1677 and encodes 558 amino acids.
AUGGCUGAACGCUUCAUCCCGGAGCAUCGUCGCACUCAAUUCAAAGCUAAGAAUACCUUCAAGCCGGAUGAGCUGCGUCGUCGUCGUGAAGAGCAACAAGUUGAAAUCCGAAAAGCAAAGAGAGAGGAGAAUCUAGCAAAGAGACGAGGUAUUGCUGGUCGCGAUGGGACACAAACGUCAGCACCUGGUGCUUCUUUGGGCGCUUCAAUCGAUAGCGAUGAUGAGGGAGGCACGAUCGAAAGCCAGCUUACUACCGAACUUCCUCAGAUGGUAGAUGGUGUAUUCUCCAAUGAGAUCGAUUCACAGAUCCAAGCCACUACAAAGUUUCGCAAGCUUCUGUCAAAAGAACGCAAUCCACCCAUUGAGAAGGUUAUUGAGACUGGUGUGGUCAGCCGAUUUGUGGAGUUCCUCCGCUCUCCUCAUACCCUGGUCCAAUUUGAGGCCGCCUGGGCCUUGACCAACAUCGCGUCUGGCUCAGCACAACAGACUCAGGUUGUCAUCAACGCCGGAGCCGUGCCGAUCUUUGUCGAACUCCUCAGCAGCCAUGAACCCGAUGUUCGAGAGCAAGCUGUUUGGGCGUUGGGAAACAUUGCUGGUGACAGUCCGCAUUGUCGAGACUUUGUCUUGGGGGCUGGUGCAUUACGACCAUUGCUCGCUCUUCUGGGCGACAGCCGUAAGCUCAGUAUGCUUAGAAAUGCAACUUGGACUCUCAGCAACUUCUGUCGUGGGAAGACGCCCCAGCCAGAUUGGCAGACUAUCCUUCCCGCAUUGCCCGUUCUCGCAAAGCUGGUCUACUCUCUCGAUGACGAAGUUCUGAUUGACGCCUGCUGGGCUAUCUCAUAUCUAUCUGACGGCGCCAACGACAAGAUCCAGGCAGUCAUUGAAGCAGGAAUCCCUCGUCGCCUGGUAGAGCUUCUUACUCAUCAAUCAACAUCAGUGCAGACACCUGCACUUCGGUCCGUCGGCAACAUCGUCACCGGUGACGAUGUACAGACCCAGAUUAUCAUUAAUUGUGGAUCACUACCAGCGCUUCUUUCACUACUCGGCUCCCAAAAGGACGGUAUCCGCAAAGAGGCAUGCUGGACCAUCUCGAACGUUACAGCCGGGAACUCUACCCAGAUCCAGGCAGUCAUUGACGCUCAUAUCAUUCCUCCGUUGAUCAAUCUGUUGUCCAACGGAGACUUCAAGACUCGCAAAGAGGCAUGCUGGGCCAUUUCCAACGCAACCUCUGGUGGGCUUCAGAAGCCAGAGCAGAUCCGUUACUUGGUGCAAUGCGGCUGCAUUAGGCCGCUCUGCGAUCUACUCGCCUGUCCCGAUAACAAGAUUAUCCAAGUCGCUCUUGAUGGAUUGGAGAACAUUCUGAAGGUGGGAGAUAUGGACAAGGAAGCUUCCGAAGACCCGUCAGAUCAGAGCGUCAAUCACUUUGCUCUUCAUAUUGAAGAAGCCGGAGGCAUGGAGAAGAUUCAUGAUUGUCAAAACAACAUCAAUGAGGAAAUCUACAUGAAAGCUUUUAACAUCAUUGGGAAGUACUUUUCUGACGAGGAGGAGGCUGGCGCAGACAUGCUUGAGAAUGCGCCGCCGGGGCAAGGCGGCUUCGGCUUCGGCCAGCAGCAACAGCAAGCGCAACCAUCGGGACACUUCAGCUUUGCCAACGGAGGCGAUUCAAUGGACAUGUAA